CCAUCAUCGCAUCUGAUAGCUCAUUUAAGUGGCUCCAUCCAUAUUCGGCCUGAAAACUGAUUAAAAACAGACUCUACAGCUUGAAAAUCAGAUACUCUUAAUUUUGAUUUUUUUUAUCCAUCUUGCCUGUUGAACAGCUUUAAAGAAAUCUACAGUUUAUACAUUUUUUCAUGGCUUUUGGAUUAGCCUAACUCAGUUUAUUAUGUUAUUGAUUUGUUAAGUUUAUUUCCCAUCAUCUCUGGGUUUCCAUUCCUACAACAGCCAUGUUGUGAAUUAAGCUGAGUUGAGACAGAAUAAUUAGCCCAAAGGAACCUAUCAAAGAGAAAUGCACACAGAACUGCGCACAGCUGGAACUUAAUCAUGUGUACAGGGAAAGUUCCUUAAAUGUCUGAAAGGUUCCAAAUGUUGUCUGAAAUGCUAAGGAGGAAACUUCGUCACUGUGGUAUCCUACGAUUUAAGCCUCUUUGGGUGUUAGUUUGUACAGUUGGAAUCUGGUCUUAUAUUAUGGUUCACCAGAAACCAACCUACCAAGAUGAUGAGCAUUUGGAACUGACUGGUGAACAUCCCAAUACAGUAAACUGUUCCAAGAUACUAGAGGGUGACACAGAGGAAAUUCAAAAAGUAAAGCUUGAGCUGUUAACAGUCUCCUUUAGGAAAACCCCCAAAAUGACUCCAAAUGACUAUAUCGACAUGACAAUUGAUUGUGCCUCCUUUAUUAAAAGGCGGAAAUAUAUUAUGGAACCUCUUAGCCAAGAAGCAGCAGAAUUUCCCAUUGCAUAUUCAAUAGUGGCUUAUCAUAAAAUUAAUAUGCUUGAGAGACUUCUGAGAACCAUAUACGCUCCUCAAAACUAUUACUGCAUUCAUAUUGAUAAAAAGUCCCCGGAGUCUUUCUUGGCAGCAGUAAAAGGGAUUGCAUCAUGUUUUCACAAUGUCUUCAUUGCCAGCCAAUUGGAAAGUGUAGUGUAUGCAUCAUGGAGCCGGGUACAAGCUGAUCUCAACUGCAUGAAGGAUCUCUACAGGAGGAAUGUGAGCUGGAAGUACUUGAUCAAUCUCUGCGGCACGGAUUUCCCAAUCAAGACCAAUCAAGAAAUUGUGGAGAAGUUGAAAGCCCUUAAUGGUGAAAAUAGUUUAGAAACAGAAAAAAUGCCUUCAAACAAAGAGGUGAGAUGGAAGAAACAUCAUGAAGUAGUUGAUGGCAAGGUAAAAAAUAUGGGGAUAGACAAGCAGCAUCCACCUCUCAACACACCCAUUUUCUCUGGAAGUGCCUAUUUUGUUGUUAAUAGGAAAUUUGUGGAAUAUGUAUUAGAGAAUAGCAAAAUUCUUGCUUUUAUAGAAUGGGCUAAAGACACGUACAGUCCUGAUGAAUACUUAUGGGCUACAAUUCAGCGAAUCCCUGAAGUUCCUGGUGCAGUCUCUGCCAGUGACAAAUAUGAUGUUUCUGAUAUGAAUGCCGUUGCCCGGUUUGUGAAGUGGCAUUACUUUGAAGGGGAUGUAUCCAAGGGUGCUCCUUACCCACCUUGCAAUGGAAUUCACGUCCGUUCUGUAUGUGUCUUUGGAGUCGGAGAUUUGAGCUGGAUGUUACGGAAACAUCAUUUUUUUGCCAACAAAUUUGAUACUGACGUUGAUCCUUUUGCAAUUCAGUGUCUGGAAGAGCAUUUACGACACAAAAUGCUACAACAACGCAGACACUAACAUGCAGUGUUCUUUUUAUGGUACACAUCUUAUUUGAUUAAAUUGGCAGACAAGAGAUGGAAAAUAAGAUACCCCUUUUUUGUUUUUAAACAAAGCUUGUAGGGUGAUUUUCUAGCUGAUGGUGUCCCCUGAGCUUUCUUAAUUCUAUUUUUUUUCCUAAAGUUCCUAAGUUCUAUUAGAAAAAUUCUCUUGCAAAAGGCCACAGGAUUUUAGGCAUGAAACAAGAUCCUUCAGCUUAUAACUGAAAGACUUACACUCUGUUCACCUCUCCUCUGUAUCCUUUAAAGAAUUCUAUUAGAAAUCAAAUAAUCUUGAUCCUUAGUUUGUGUAGCCACUAAGAUACUUUCCUUAGUGGAAAAUGGACAAUUUUGAGGAGAGUAAGGAGACAAAACUAAGUGGUCAUGGUGGAAGAGAUCUCCGAUUAAGGGAAAGUUAUGAGAUUAUGAAAUGGGAAUUUGAAGUAUAUUUAUAUCUCUCUGGUCAAAUUACUGAAUUCUGCCUCUUUUUUUAAAAAACUGUACCAGCAAUAUUUACAUAUACAUAUAUACAUAAAACACAUGGAAGUUGUUCUUUUCUAAGCUUAAUUUUUUGGAUAGACUGUAUUCAGUUUUGUAUAGAUGUUUUGUCUACAGAAAUGUAGCAGAAGCCUCCCAGUUAAAAUAUUCUCAAGGAAAUAAAAUGUAUGCCUGUUUGUGUUCAUUUUAAUAUAACUUGAUGGCAUAUAUGUUUGCUGCUUGCCAGAUCAUUUGUCACUUUUCCAUAAAGGGAGAACAAAACAAAUAAGUAGAAUUGUUAAUUCAUGAUAGUUCCUACCAUUCGUUUUGCUACUAGAAAUUUUUGAAUCUUCCAAAUUGAAAAAAUGUGUCCUUUUUAAGUCUUGUUUUUAUGCUAACUGCAUUAAACUCUUCAAAAGGGGAGGAGUUAACAUAUUUCAGUUCUUAAUAAAUCUAAGCAGCAGAACAAACAAGAUCUAGAACAGGCAUAAUGAGUGCUUCUUUUUACAGCUAGAAUUCUUUUUCUUUUCUGGUGUCUUUCCCGAGGCUGGCUUGGAAACAAUUUUUGGAGAUGGCAUGAGGUACAAAAUAGGACUUCAGUUUCCUGCUGAACAUCCAAGUGUUCCAAAAUAGCCCAUAAUUAAAACUGUACUGGAUAGAAUUUUGCCAACUGCAAUAUUUUAUGUCAAAUUAUAUUUCUAUACGACUGGGUUUUUACAUGUUUUAUUUCUUAGGGGUUAAUUUUAAAAAAGGAGAAGACAAAAUCUCCAAGUUGAGUUGGGUUCUUAUUGACAUCAAGGUGAAAUCCCAUCAGGUUUUCUUGGCCAGCAUUGGUGACCAGUGCUGAGAAUUUUAUUUAUUUAUUUAUUUAUUGGUCAUCCCCACGUAGCCUUAUAGCCUGAUAGGCAAAGUUGUAAACAAAAGUGAAAAUAUUUUAAAGACUACAAAAUGCUACCUGGCCCAUCAAUCAACCAAGUAGGAUGAACAAUUAUUUAGAAAUUUGCCAUUAAGAUAAUGAUUAAAAAUAUGCAAUUUCAAUUAUAUUACAGAGAUAAUAUGUGGGGGAUGAAGUUUCUUAAGGAUUAUUUAUCAUGAGUUUGCCUGUUCACUCCAUUUUGGAUCUAUGUCCCAUCUUCCUCUUUUGAGUAUAGGAACUGCUGUCAUCUGACCACAGGUAAAAUGAGUUUCUGUAGAUCAAUGUUUCCCAACCUUGAUAAUUUUAAGAUAUGUGGACUUCAACUCCCAGAAUUCCCCAGCCAGCCAUAGAAAGUUAAAGCCUGGGAGUUGAAGUCCACAUAUCUUAAAUUUGCUAAGGUUCGGAAACACUGUUGUAGGAUUUAUCCCACAAUGCCUGUGAUUUUCCUAAAGUUACCCUACUUAAAUAUUUUUGCUGCAGGUAAAUAUUUCUACUGUAGUACAAUCUUACGUUCUUUCGUUCACUUUUUUGUCCCUGGACUUUUUUUCAAACUUCAUCUUCCCUACUGGAUGAUCUUGGCUCUACUCUCAAUUUGGAGUUUCCAGUAGGUGUUUAGAGAGGCUGAUGUUGAGACAUCUAGCUUAGCAUGAUCCCAAAACAUUACUGAAAACCAUAGUUUAGCUAUGCAACUGGACCUUAGCAAUGGGUCCUGACUUAUCUUCAAGAUUCAGCAAGACAUUGAUUGGGCUAUCUCACACGUUGGAUUCAUUUAGCAUGUGAAUGAAUUCUCUGACAUCUGACUUGGUAGGUUCUUACAUAUGAUGGUACGCCUGCUUCAGUUAAGAACAAUGGAUGUCUUCCAAAAAUAUCCAUGCACAUGCAAUAAAUCAUUGUCAUAAUUUAUUUCACACUACUGAAGAUCUCCAAUAACUGAUUAUAAAUUACAAUUCACUGAUUAUAAGUGAAUAGAUUUUGUUAGCAUUCGCUUGACCAAUUCUAUGUUGUAAUGCUCAAAUACAGUUACCAAAAUAUUUAAUAAAUAUGUGAUACAGUAA
Pantherophis guttatus is the source of this 4157-nucleotide messenger RNA. The record is from RefSeq and is a predicted model, not a curated record. NCBI's taxonomy places the organism in Eukaryota, Metazoa, Chordata, Lepidosauria, Squamata, Colubridae.